AUGUUUAUAUUCUGGUUACUAUUACAGAUAUCUUUUUAUCUCUUUUAUGUAGUUUUGUUAUAUUGUAGAUGUAGUUGUCAUAGUUGUCUGUAUUGAUGCCGGUUGACCGGAGCAGUCAGGCCUCCCUAUGUGAAUGUGUUUGGAUAAAUAACGUUAUAUGAAGUCACUGAUAUCCGUGUAUGGUGUGGAGCUGUCCUCGGAGGCGUGCAGAGAUGUCGGCUUCUCCAGUAACCUACUGUGCAGCUCGUGUGAUCUGCUCGGACCAUUUGGGCUGAAUCAGGUCGAGCCCUUCUGUAGACGCUGCUGCCAGGAAGAGGCGCGUCUAGAAUCCAGAAAAAUGUACGCGGGGGCCAUUCUGGAAGUUUGUGGAUGAAAACUGGGGAGGUUCCCUCAAGUCCAGGCUUUUGUCAGGAGUGACAAGCCCAAGCUUUUCCGGGGUCUGCAGAUCAAGUACGUGCGCGGCUCCGAUCCUGUACUAAAGCUUCUGGACGACAACGGGAACAUCUCUGAAGAACUGAGCAUCACCAAAUGGAACACAGACAGCGUGGAAGAAUUCCUGAGCGAAAAACUGCACCGUGUAUAAUUUAUACAUAAUCCCAAUCCUGUUAUCCUAUCACCCCCCCUUCCUGUCUGCCGGGGGUCUCCCAUAGAUCUCACUUUGUCAGCCCUGCUAUACUGCAUCCUGUGGUUCGAUCUCUAUCGACGUCACCAGGUUACAGCCUGAAGGGGGGUUCAUUCUCUUCAUUCUCAAUUAUUUUCGUGCUUCUUUAAGGAGACUGAACACCAGCGACUGUUCUCCUGCACAUCAUCCAGGCCUUGGGUUUACUACAAUUGGGCACUGCCAUGGGUGUCUCACUGUGGCUCCCCAUAGUAAUAUCCAUAAAAACCCUUCCAUAUCAAUAAGCACAGAUGAUAAUCUCUUCUGAUAUCUCCUGCCGACCUGGGCUCUGGUCUUAUAUCUCUGCAAGAUUGUAAAUGUGUUAACAGCUUCGCUUCUGCAUCCUGCAACUUGUAGUCCUACCAAACUAUUCCUGCUCUAGAUGUUCAGAAGAAGCCUCUAGAGCAGGGUUUCCUAACCAGGGUGCCUCCAGCUGUUGCAAAACUACAUUCUCCCAGCAUGCCCAGAGUGCCUUUGGUAAAACACUGCCUUAGACCAUGCCAGAGGCGGUCUGGGCAUGCUGGGAGUUGUAGUUGUUGUUUUGCAACAGCUGGAGGCACACUGUUUGCCAUGGUUGAAGGCAGUGUUUUAACAAACAGUGCGCCUGCAGCUGUUGCAAAACUCCCAGCAUGCCCAAACAGCCUUUGGCAUGCUCAAAUGCUGUGUUUCCCAACCAGGGUGCCUCCGGCUGUUGCAAAACUACAAAUCCCAGCAUGCCCGGACAGUCUUUAGCAUUGUCUAAGGCAGUGUUUUACCAAACAGUGUGCCUCCAGCUGUUGCAAAACUAAAACUCCCAG
Messenger RNA from Hyla sarda, 1455 nucleotides. RefSeq names its product selenoprotein F (gene SELENOF). NCBI's taxonomy places the organism in Eukaryota, Metazoa, Chordata, Amphibia, Anura, Hylidae. Gene Ontology annotation, cellular component: endoplasmic reticulum lumen. Gene Ontology annotation, molecular function: oxidoreductase activity. The transcript is spliced from 5 exons. The record is from RefSeq and is a predicted model, not a curated record.